AUGGGUCUUUUUCCUUUGAAAACCAAAACUUUGGUUGGGGUGGCAGUCCAAUCAAAGGUGAACGACAUUAUAAACUCCGCCGUAAGGGACCAAAACCACAUAAGAGCCUCGAACAAUUGUCUUGAAGUUCUCAAAAGUUCACUAUAUCGGAUCUCUAUUACCACCAAUGACGCUCUCCCACGCGGCAACCUUAAAAGCGUUAGAACUUGGAUAAGCGCUUCUCUUCUUCACCAUACCGACUGCGCGUCAGCUCUCACGAAAGUAAACGACACAAAGUUGGUGACCGAGACACUUUCGCUGGUGGGCUUGUUAAUAAACAUUACGAGAAACGCGCUGAGCCUGUUGUUUUCUUACGAUCAUUUCGGAAACAACACUGCUUCGUGGAUUCCGCUGAGGACCGAGCGUGAUGGGUUUUUGGGGCCAGUGAAGAAGUCUGGAAUUGCGGGGUUUAAAGGCGGGGUUCCAGCAAACUUGGAGGUGGACGUGACGGUGAGUAAGGACGGAAGGAAUCGGUCUUAUAAGAUGGUGCAGGAUGCGGUGAACGCAGCGCCCAACAACACCGUUGAUGGAAAGAGGUUUGUGAUAAGAAUUAAGGCAGGGGUUUAUGAGGAGAUGGUAAGAGUUCUGUUGGAGAAGAAGAAUGUCGUGUUUUUAGGAGAUGGGAUAGGCCACUACUCGAGUGUUUGUCCUAUCAAACACCAUCCCAAGUCCUCUGUGAGUUACAGCAACCAAGACAGCACUGUUCAGGGGUAUUCUCCACAUAAAUGCGGUCAGGGGGUUUGGUGGGGUGCAUUAAAUGUGAUGGCAGUUACCAUCCCUCCAAUCACAUUAGGGCUAACCUCCUCUUUGAAGCUCUUCCUCUACGAUGUGGCCCCCUCCAAGUAA
Messenger RNA from Quercus robur (English oak), 885 nucleotides. Its product is annotated as probable pectinesterase/pectinesterase inhibitor 51. The record is from RefSeq and is a predicted model, not a curated record. Gene Ontology annotation, molecular function: pectinesterase inhibitor activity; pectinesterase activity. NCBI's taxonomy places the organism in Eukaryota, Viridiplantae, Streptophyta, Magnoliopsida, Fagales, Fagaceae. The transcript has 3 exons. The coding region runs from base 1 to 885 and encodes 294 amino acids. Gene Ontology annotation, biological process: cell wall modification.